AGACUUCGGAAACGCUCGGCCCGGCCUCACAAUUCACGAAAGAGGGGCAGAGCACUGUUCUGAAGCUCGCGUGUGACUAAUCUAGUUGGCCAGUGAGUUCUCUGUACUCCUCCGACAGAUCCUAAGAAACCGACUGCGCUGCUGAAAGCACAGAUCAACUCGCACAAGCCAACUGUGGAGGAAUGCCGUGUAACUACCGGGAAUAACGUUAGCGUUCAAACGGAAGCUACAAUUAUUCACCAAGUGGCGUGGUUUACAAGUUUAAGUGAACUCACCCGUGAAAACAAUACGGCCCAACGACAGAAGGAAACAUGGCAACUGGUGGGUUUAGAUCAAACGCAGCAACGGACUUUCUAGAGGAGUGGAAGGCAAAACGUGAGAAGAUGAGAGCAAAAAUGCUUGGGGACAUAGCCGCAGCCACAGGCGUGUGCACUGGCAGCGGAACAGGCUCAGCUUCUCUUGGGACCAACAGUAAUAAAAGUGAGACGCGCAGCGCAGCACCAACCACCGAGUUAAACAACAACGGCAAUCCAGAUCGUGGCAGCUCCACGUCUAGCAAUUGUGUAUCAGCAUACCCUAUGGCUCGGUCGGCCUCAUCCUCCGCGCUCAGGAGGCCAGACGAUGACCCACAAAUGACACCCGCCAGGUGUGCCGAAACAGGAAACCCGAAGAAAGCACCGCAGCCGGAGAAAGUGCCUGGCAGCCCGCAAGCAGAAGCCAACCCGAUUGCUUGCAAUGAUAGUGAUAAGGAAAGUCCGUCACCAGGCAAAAGCAAAGAGAAGAAGAGCUCCGGGCCCAGCGCCAGGAAAGGCAAGGGACAGAUUGAAAAAAGAAAGUUGAGAGAAAAGCGAAGAUCUACAGGUGUUGUCAGUAUACCGUCUAAUGAGAGUCUGGACGAGCUGGACGAUGAUGACAACGUGGAGAAGAACCGCAAGCAGGAGGAGGAACUGACGCAGCAGAACACUGUCCAGAACGAGGCCAUGUCUUUGGAGCCGACUCCCACUCACCUAGCACAGGAAGAGGACAGAGUCCAGACUUAUCAGGAGACUCCAAGAAGCGGGAGCGGCCGCCAUAAGAGCUCUAGCUCGACAGGCCCGGGUUCUGAAGAGGAGACGGGCGGUAACAGGCAGCGCCAGGGUUACGGUCGCCAUGGCAGAGAGAGCAGCGCUGGAGGCCCUGGUGGCCUGGAGAGGAGACUUGAGGAGCUGGAGAAGGAGCUUGCUGCGGAGAGGCAGGAGAACGCCCGUAUGUUCAAGGCCCACCAGGACAAAGAUGAGCUCAUCGCCAAGCUGAAGGAGGAAAUCGACCUGCUGAACAGGGAUCUGGAUGACAUCGAGGACGAGAACGAGCAGUUAAAGCAGGAGAAUAAAACUCUGCUGAAGGUGGUGGGCCAGCUGACGAGGUAGAGUCCCGGGGCGGCCUGAAGAAAGGAUGAAGAAAGAAGAGAGAAGACGCAUCUGGAUUGUCUGUUUGGCCUCGCAGGAGUAAGGGGAAAGGAAAAGCCUGUGUGCUCAAUGUUGGUGGGAGGGUGGGCAGCUUUGGCUGGGGCAGAGGUCAGCGUCCUGUUUUAUUGUCUUUUUUGUUGUUGUUUGUUUGUUUGUUUGUUAGUUAGUUAGUUAGUUAUUUAGUUAGUUAGUUAUUCAGCUUUAGUGUCACGUGAGGAUCCCUGUUCCCUUACACAUCUGAAGCGGCCGCCUGACAUGAACAGCACUUGUAGAGCUUGCAGGCUGGCACCGCAAUGCAUUUUGGGUUAUAAAGGUCCUCUUGCAAAAUCGAAUGGGGCAACUAUAGUCUGGCAACACUAUUUAAUGUAAAUGUUUUGUACAUAGGCUUUUUUUGUUUUUUUGAUAAAACUGAAAAAGGAAAUUAAAUUGAAUGUAUAAUGUUUUGCACCACCAAGUGCUAGCUCCAAGGGCUUAUGACCUUUAUCAUGAGUGGCACGUGACCAACUCUGAAUCACCCAAGGCAAUGGGCAGCAGACAUUGAAGGUUAGCCAUGGCAUUGUUCUCCCACAAUUUAGGCAUGUUUGAAGCCCUCCGCUGAUGGCGGUAGCCAAAAAUAAAAACCUCAAGGCCCGUAGGUGUGAGCCUGUGCCAUUAAGACCAAAUCCGAGGCAAAAUCGCUGCUUCCAUCAGCCAAAGUGGAAAUAAUGUCCUGCACAUUUUGUGUGUCUGCUCUCAAAAAAUAUGUCAGGGUCAUCUCCCUGGGGGAAGCAAAAGUUUCAUUCUUUCUGGUAAUUUUUUCUCAAAAGUCCAUUUCUCUUUGUUCAAUCUGCAUUAACUAAAAAAACCCAUAAGCAACAAACGUCUUCAAGUCAUUAAAGAUGAAUUGAAACAUGACACAUAAACAAAUAAAAUACUUAAAGUAUAUCCCAUUAAGAAUCAUGUAAGCAUUGAAGAAGCAAUCAUGUUGGUGGCUACAGGUUAUAUUUUGUGUCAUAGAGAUAUAUCAAUGUUAUAAUUCAUGACGUUUACAAAACUUCUUUUACUUCAGUAUCAGUAGAGGUAGCUCUUCAUGAUGCAAGGUGAGCAAGAAAAUAUAGAAUAGGCUGCUGCAGUGCAUUUUCAUUUUGUAUAUUAUUCUUUAACCAAAUCAGCAAAAAAAAAAAGGACCGACGUACUUUAACGCCAUGCCUUAUCAAGAGCAUCUCAUUCAGCAGCGGGCUGUCUUAACAUUACUCCAAAUAGCAGUGUGCGAACACAGCCAAGCACAGUGGGGUCUAUGACUCACCGACUGGAUUUAGGUGGUUUGGGUCUCCGCGCCAGAGCCCGUCAAGCACAGCACAUCUCCAGCUUUGAACAUACGUACUCAGUGAUGCUGAAUGGGGAAGGUGGGGGGGGGGGGGGGGGGGGGGGGUGGUGAGAUUAAAUAAACAAGGAGAGAAAGAUGGAAGGAUGGGAGUUUUUUUGGUCUGGGGAGGGAGGGAGGGAGGGAGGGAGGGGAGAAGGGGGACCUGGGUAAUGGCUGAGGUCCAAUCCACUUCGCACUUCCACUCUCUCUUUCCCUCUCUCUCUUUCUCUCCCUCUCUCUCUCUCUCAUUCAUUCCCUUGUUGUGCAUGUACAGAAGAUGAAGUCAUUUAAUAAAAGUUUGAUUCUCUCU
Messenger RNA from Alosa sapidissima (American shad), 3100 nucleotides. RefSeq names its product PRKC, apoptosis, WT1, regulator (gene pawr). Gene Ontology annotation, cellular component: cytoplasm. Gene Ontology annotation, biological process: positive regulation of apoptotic process; apoptotic process. Bases 312 to 1406 code for a protein of 364 amino acids. The transcript has 8 exons. NCBI's taxonomy places the organism in Eukaryota, Metazoa, Chordata, Actinopteri, Clupeiformes, Clupeidae. The record is from RefSeq and is a predicted model, not a curated record.